UUGUGGUUAGACUUGCCUUUGGAGUGGGGUUUGGGGCUGAGCCUGGGGUAGGGUUAGGGUCGGCCUUAGUUCUGAGGGGCUCGUGGUUGGCUGCAGGCAUGAUGCUGGAGCUGGGGCUGAGGUUUGCAUAGGGUUGCAGUUGGUUUGGGUUUGGUUUAGGGCUGGACAGCAUGCUGCGGAACACCUGGGACUGUGCGAGCAGCUAGGGAGCUCUCCCCAGGGUGGAGGGGCAAGAGGAGCGCUGGCAGGGAGUCAAAGACGCCUGGUUGCCUCUGCCCACAUGUAGCCCCAGGCACCUCAGAUGUCAGCGUGUGCACUGAAGAAAAGCAUCGAGGUAGCAAAAUAUUUAAGCCUUGUUGGUUUUCUUUCUGAAAGUAUAGCAGUUCAUACAUGCGUAUGUACAAAUACAGUUUUUCUUUCUUUGAGAAUGGCUGACUUUACAUUUGCAGAAAUGGAAAGUCAUUCUUGGUUAGGAGAUUGUUGAAGUAGUGGUGGCCAAUUUCUCGCUUAGUGACAAUUUCAGCAUGAAGAAGUACAUGAUUCAACCUAGAACUGUGUACUGAAGCCUUUGAUAUAACUUUUCCAAUUUAGAUAAGAAAAUGGAGAAAAGUCUCAGGCUUAUUGCUGCUUUGACAAAAAGUACUUAUGCAGGUACACAGAAAAUGAUUUUGUGUAAAUGUAUGUAUACAAAUAACUUACAUUUUGUGAAAAUAGGUAUUAGAAUUCAAGUUACCUUAAGCACACCACUGUAAUAUAGCACAUUAUGUGCACGGUAUUUUACAAGUAAUUAAUAAAAAUGUAUUUUUAUUUCCUUUUUUCUGCAGCUUCUUUUGCGAGGAACUUAUACUAAAGGAAGGGGAAAACACAAAAGAAAACUGGGGCAUAGUUUUCUGUUUGUGAGAUCUGAAAAAUGUAGAUUUCACUUUCUUUUAUUAUUUUUUAAAAAAGGUUUUAAGAAAAAGUAUAAGACUAAAAAUGACAUCUAAAGAUCAUAUAGUCCUUUUAUGGCCUUAGGGAAAUGAAGGGUAGCUAUAUCUAAAGGCAUAUGAGUACAGGUUGGACUCUAUGAUCUCAGAGGCCUUUUCCAACCUAAUUGAUUCUGUGUGAAUAUUGCAAUGGCAAAUACUGCAACAAUAAGUACUGCAUGAGUCUGUCACCUAAGUGGAAGUUCGGGAAAACUGAAGUUCAGAAGAGCGGAGCUGAUGAGGUAGGGACUGUGCAGUGUUAUCCCAAGCUACUUGUUUGCUUUUUACCUCAAAGGAACUGAACAUUGUGACCUAGUGAAGUAUGGAGUUACCGUAACCAUUACAGUUCUGUGCUUACUUGGUUUGAGAAUUCUACCCCUGGAAAACAAAAAAGAAGAAAGAAGAAUCAAGAUCUGUGAUGGCUUCUGCAGAAUAUCAUUCCAAGAAAGUUGUUAAUGAAGAUACAGAUGAGAGUAACGAUGAUGUGGACAGUGUGUGUAGUGACAGUGAGAAAAUGGGCUUCAUUGCAACAAAGGAAGACGAAGACAGAGAGAGUACAAUUGACAUUGAUGAAGAGGAUAAGAUCAGUGACAAAGUGGAAGCAGCUGUUUUGCGGAUGCUUAAAAAAGAGGUAGAUAGAGAAAAAGAAGUCAACAACAUAGAUUACAGUAGCAUUGAAGAAGAGAAACAGGAAGCAUCACAAACUGAAGAUGAAGAUUUCAGAGUUGUCCAGCAUGAACAUGAUUCCCAAAGCCUUGGAAUGAGAAAAUGUCGUGAAUUUCUGAAGAAGUUGAGGAUACACGUUUGGGCAUCCCUAUCAAAGGCUCAGUAUGUCAGUCUGUUAAAAGACUUUGUUGAGUCUGAAUUCUUUGUAAUAGAUGGGGAUUCCUUACUACUUAUGUUUAUAGAUAAGAAAACACAAUAUCUAAACUUCUUCUACCAAAUUGAAUGCUUUCUGCAUGAUUUCGCUGAAAAAGGAGCAAGAUACGUCAUUACUUUCUUCAAGGAUGCAGAGCAGAUGUUCUUUCAGUAUCCUCAUUUUCUUUUCUUACGUACUGCAUUAAUAGAACACCUGAGGCAUAAUACAAGCAUAACUGUUCAUACAGAAUUUUCCAAUUGUUUAUCAUCCAAAUGGGAGAUUUUCCUGAAGCAAAGCUAUCCUUACUUCAUCAUCGUAUCUGACACAGGACUGAGCUCUCGCCAAACAGACUUUUUAUCUGUUUUAAUUGCUCAUUCAUUGUCAAAGAAAAUCAAUGUUGUGCUUGCUUCAGGACAGGAGUAUGAUCUUCUUAGAGUUUAUGGAUAUCACGUUCAGAGUGUAUAUAAACACAGAUCAUUUUUUCAAAUGUAUGAACAAGAUCUGCGAUGUGCCUGUGAAAACCUAGUCAGGCACAAAGAACCGUUGAUCCAUCUAUAUGAACAUCUCAAGCUGAACCUGAAAAGCAUACAAAAAGAGGUUUGCCAGGCUAUCCGUUUGUUGAAACAACUGUGGCCUGAAGGAUCUGAUAUUCGCCGUGUGGUCUGUGUUCUUGCUUGUGCUGUGGGAUUAAAAAUAUACAGCAGCGUGCUGGGAAAUGCAAAUACUCCUAUGGGAGCAAACGGAAUGCAAUCAGCAAGAAGAAGAAGUAAACACCUAUCUCCUGAAGAAGCAGCUGACCUGUGCAGAAUGCAAUGUCUCACAGUGACUUUUCUUCUUCAUAUGCCUCUUUCACAGAGAGCUCAGAUUAGGGACAUGGAAUCCUGCUGGACGAAGCAAGUUUUACCACUGUUAAAAAUGCAACAGUUGUGUAUGCAUUUUGCUCUGGUACAGCUAUGUGAUACAAACGAUUGGAAAUUGGAUUUAACUUACCUGCCUGAUUUAAAUGAUGAUUCGCUGCUCAUAAAUCUUGCACAUUACUAUGAGGUCGAAUACACUAAAGGAUUAGAGUUCCAAAAGGAUUUGGGGAAAGAAAUGGAGAAUGACUACCAAUUUUUAUGGGACGCUGUAAAAAAAUUGGCAGUGAAAUACAGUUUUGGAGAUGCUUUCCCAAUACGAAAAACAUCCCAAGUAUUUCUUGAACAGGAGCAGACAUUAUUUAGAGUCUGUGAAGAAGAAAUUCCUAACAUUGGACUAAUCCCAGUGAAAUCUGAUCUUGUUCAAGAUUAUGUUGGAGAUGUUUUGAAAGACCUACCUGUUUUAAAAAGCAAUGACCCUGCAAUUACUUCACUUAUUAAAUACAAGGAAUUCGAUGAACGUCAUCACUGGCAUUCUGAUAGACCUUUGACUGAGGAAUAUGAGCGAGUGCCAUGCAAUGCUGAUGCAAAAUCCAAAAGUCCAAAAGAAAGAAGAGAAAUACAGAAGUUACAGACUUUUCGUCACUUUUAUGGAAGCACUCUGGAAGACAGCCCUUCAAAACAUAUUGUAUAUCAAGAGCAUGUGUCAGAGGAUGCUAAUUCUGCUGUCAAAAAGGCACAAAAGAAGCACAAAAGUAAAGUGGAAAUAAUUACAGAGGAAAACAACAGGCGACUAAAAGCUAAGGAAGAAGAUAAAGAACAGAAGCAAUGGCAAGCCUUAUAUAUGACAACUGUAAAGGAAAUAAAAGAAAACCAGACUGUUGGAAUAAAUAAAUUGGAGAAGUUUCUCAAGACCUUUAAAAGUAAAUCUGUGAAGUUCAGCAUAGAAAUGACAGCACUGUCUGCCUGUUUACAAGUGUGGAAGAAACACUGCAAAGAGCAAGGAAACACAUCUAAAGAUUUAAGCAAAGCUGUUCAAGUCAUGAGGAGAAUUCAUAUCCUUCUUGAAAAAUAUCAAGAUCUCUUGGAGGAACCACAUCUACGAAAGCUGACCAAAUAUCUAAAACUCCUUGGAUUUGAGAAUUUGGCAUGCUCCCUGUCUGGCCAGACAGGAGAAAGCAGUAAUCAGAAUACAAGCAAAUAUGCUAUUGAAGUGGGUUCAGCUCGCUUUCAGCUACAGUACAUGGACUAUUACUUGCUCAGAGAAGAGAGAAAUGAUCCAGAUCCCCGAGUGCAACAUUUCAUACCAGACACAUGGCAGCGAGAACUUCUUGAUGCUGUAGAUAAUAAUGAAUCCGCGGUGAUUGUUGCUCCCACUUCCUCAGGAAAAACAUAUGCAUCAUACUAUUGCAUGGAAAAAGUUCUGAAAACAAGCAAUGAAGGAGUAGUUGUGUAUGUUGCUCCUACAAAAGCCCUUGUAAACCAAGUGGUAGGAACUGUAUACAGUCGAUUCACCAAGAAACUUCCAGAUGGAUUGGCAGUGUGUGGAGUCUUUACACGAGAUUAUCGCCAUGAUGUCAUGAAUUCUCAGAUACUAGUGACAGUGCCUCAAUGCUUAGAAAUUUUGAUGCUGUCUCCUCGUUGCCAGAAAUGGACCCAACGAAUACAGUAUGUUAUAUUCGAUGAGGUACAUUGUCUUGGUGGUGAAAUUGGAGCAGAGAUUUGGGAACAUCUUCUGAUAACAAUUCGAUGUCCAUUUUUGGCACUCUCUGCUACUGUUAGUAACCCGGAACACCUAACUGAGUGGUUACAAUCUGUGAAAAGGUAUUGGCAAUGUGCUGAGAAUAAAAUAGAAGGAAGCUCUACAAACUCUGAAAAGAACUUUACAAGACAAUGUAAAGUGAAAUCUAAAGUACAAGAACAAAAGAAAUCAUAUCGUGUUAGACUAGUCUUGUAUGAAGAAAGAUACAAUGAUUUGGAAAAGUACGUGUGUUCUCUGAAGGGUAGCGAUUUUACCAUUGAACACUGUCAUCCAUGUGCUGCAUUAACAGUCAAUCAUAUUGAGAACUAUGGUAUUCCUUCAGAUCUUUCUCUGUCUCCACGAGAGAGCAUCCAGCUUUAUGACACAAUGGCAAAAGUCUGGCAAGACUGGCCAAGGGCACAGGAGCUAGAUCCUGAGGAGUUUGUCUCUUUCAAGAAUAAAGUAGUAAUAAAAAAGGCAGAUGCAAGAAAAUAUGAACAGGAACUGAAGAAAGAACUAAGAGAAUGGAUUGUGCUUGGCCAAAGGCAGAAGGUGAAUGAACUACUGGAGCACCUUAAGCCAAAAUCUGUGGAUUGCUCAGAACAGCAGAAGUGGGAACAUUUUGCAAACUUUGUUGAUAAAUUACAUGAGAUGGAUAAGUUGCCUGCCAUAUUUUUUAUAUUUAACAUCCAUUCAGUCGAAUGUGCAGCCAUGACUGUAUUCUCUAAAUUGCUGGAAAAACAAAAAAGUAUACAAGGUCCAGAUCCUGAGAGGGAAGAAGAGCAUUUAAGGGAAAAACUAAGAAAAGUGACCAAAAUGCUAACAAAAUUCCCUGAGGAUACCAAAAAGUUGAGCCCUCAUAAAAUGAAAAGCAUGGAACUUCUUUCAACUAAAAAAACCAACCUGGAAAUAAGGCUUAAAAUGCUAACUACUAUCCCUUCUGUGUGUACUUACGCUGACCAUAAAGCAGUGGAUGAAGAUACUUUGAGGAAGAUUUUUCAUCGUCUUAGGUUUGAGAGAAGAGGUUAUCUGCAGCAAAAGAUGGCACUGAGGGGAAUUGGGUAUCAUCAUGGAUCUAUGUCCGCUAAGCAAAGACAAGUAGUGGAGAUGCUUUUCAGGCUGGGAUACGUGAAGGUAGUCACAGCUACUUCAUCUCUUGCUCUGGGAAUCAACAUGCCAUGUAAAUCUGUUGUCUUUGCUGAAGAUUCUGUCUUUUUAGAUGCCUUAAAUUACAGACAGAUGUCAGGGCGUGCUGGAAGACGGGGACAAGAUAUGAUUGGAAAUGUGUUCUUCUAUGACAUCCCACUGCCCAAAGUUGAAAGACUUAUCAAAUCCAAUGUACCUCAGUUGAAAGGCAAAUUUCCUCUGACUAUUUCCUUAAUAUUGAGACUCAUGCUGUUGGCUGCAAAGGCUGAUGACAAAGCAGAUGCUAGAGCAAAGGCUUUGUCAGUGUUGAAGCAUUCACUGAUGUCAUUCAGAAAAGAAAGAUAUGCUGAAAUAUUAAAAAUUUAUUUUGUGUUUUCCUUGCAAUUUCUUAUCAAAGAGGGCUACUUGGAUCAAGAAUGUAACCCCAUAGGAUUUGCUGGACUUGUGACACACUUGUACUAUCAUGAACCUUCAAAUUUCGUUUUAGUGAGCUUUCUUGUGAAAGGUUUAUUGCACAAAUUGUGCCAGCCAAUUAAAGACUCAACUGUUUUUUCAGAAGAUGUCAUGGAAAAGCUAGUUCUCAUUCUAGCAAACUUAUUUGGAAGAAAGUAUCUUCCAGCCUGCUCAAUGAAAUACAAACGCCAGUUUUCCCAGUCAAAGGUCUUCCUAGAAGAUCUACCAGAAGACUUUGCAGAUGCUUUAAAUGAAUACAACACCAAAGUACAGGAAAAUUUUGCUCAUUUUCUUCUGACAACUGCCAAGCUGGCUGAUAUGGAACAAGAAUACAAACUUCCACUGUCAAAGACAGACUUUACAUCUCAGAAUUGGCACGGCUCUGAACUAGCAUCUUAUUUGAUGGACAACACCAAAAGCAUAUCUGCCAUCUCACCUUUUGCAUGUUUAUCUGGAGUGGUUGAUAAUGAUCUAUUUCAUGAGAACAUCAUUAAUAAAGCUGUCUUACGUUCUCUUGGAGUUAAUGUCACAAACUGCCCCCUGCUUUAUUUGAACAAGUAUGAUAAUCAGGGAAGGAGGAGGCCACUCAAUGCAUAUGCACUGGACUUUUAUAAGCACGGUUCCUUGACUGCAUUGACAACUGAUAACUGGUUAAAUGAAGGAGAUGCUUACUACGCCCUCAAAGAUUUUUCACUCCUCAUUAAGUCUGUUGGGUAUGAUGAACUUGUGCUUUUUAGAAUACAAUAUAUAUUUCAUUUUAAAAGCAACUUAAAAUGUAACAAUGAUCUUUUUUUUUUUUUUAAACCAGAACAAGUCUGAGUGAACUAUGUGAUGAUCCAAAUGAUAAUGUUCUACUGGCAUUUAAACAACUGGGCGAAAAAUAUGAAGAGAAACUGAAGCGUAUUAUUUAAAAAAAACCAAACCCAAAACAGCAGAUAUUCUUACCAAAGAUAGCAGCCUUUAGGUUAGAAAAUUACUAGAUCUGAGUUACCAAGUAAAAUUUCAGAAUAAAGCUUUAGUUAAUAAUCAGUACUAGUAAUAAAAAGUUUACUUUAGGAAGCUAACCUUUACCAAUUGACAUUUUAGCAGCUCUAAUGUCAAUUAAAUAAUAUUUUUAAUAAAUUACAAAACUAAGUAAUUGUACAUUAUCUUUCAGUUGCACUUUUUUUCAGGCAGUGGCAUAUGUGUUAAGAUAGCUCUCAGAUAUGUACUGAACAAAUGUCACAGUUCUGACAGCUGGUGAGAUUAGCCUCUCAGUAGGACAGUAUUAGAAACUUUCAGCUCCUUUGUGAAGGAUGUUCAGCAAUUAUAAAAGAAAUUGUUCUGUUUUCCAAGGUUUCUAUUAAAUCAUGAAUAGUACUAUCUUCAUGAACCAUUAUAAAACCUUUUAAACUGGUCUGCAGUUUUAGUUUACAAAAUUUUAAACAGAUAGAGGGUUUUAUAAGAGAACACGGAAUUUUGAUUAAUAAAAAGUUCCAACCACAUUGCUUCAUUUUUCACCUCUUUAAGAGUCAGAAAGAUCCAGGACACUUAUGGCAUACUUGUCGCUGGAACAGAGAUUUCUCUGAACAAUUUUUCCUGCACUCUGUAGGCCUUGCUUGCCAUGGAAGUGACAAGCGUGUAUUGUUUAUACUUAUAGACUGUGUGAAAAUAUGUGAUGUUUAUACUUGUUAGCUGUGUGCCUAAUUAUAAGGUUUGAGAACAUAAUAUGUUUAUAGUAAGAAAACCUUGAGAACCUAGAAAUCUAGUACACCUGCAGAUCUAGGAAAAACCCCUAAAAGCAGAUUAGAAAGAGGUUUCUAUGCCAAGAAUGAUUUCAGGUCGCAUGGACAGAGCCUCAGAUCCAAUAAACUGAGAGCAUGAGACGCGUGCACAAACUGAGCUAUCCAAUCAUCAUGUUGUGAGCAUGUACCCUGAGCAAACUAAACUGUAUAAAAGUUAACUGAUUUAAAUAAUAAAUUGGACAUUGCUUUGAUCACAUUGGUCGUGUUGCUAUGUCUCUGAGCCUCCCCAUCGAUACAUACUCGUCAAGAAAUCUGUGUAAUACAAAUCACUGAGUUUAGUAAAAUAUGUGUUCUAACUAA
Pseudopipra pipra is the source of this 8102-nucleotide messenger RNA. Its product is annotated as probable ATP-dependent RNA helicase DDX60. The record is from RefSeq and is a predicted model, not a curated record. The coding region runs from base 1384 to 6837 and encodes 1817 amino acids. The transcript has 37 exons. Gene Ontology annotation, cellular component: cytoplasm. Lineage: Eukaryota; Metazoa; Chordata; Aves; Passeriformes; Pipridae. Gene Ontology annotation, molecular function: nucleic acid binding; ATP binding.